This is a messenger RNA of Pipistrellus kuhlii (Kuhl's pipistrelle), 442 nucleotides long. RefSeq names its product SLC35A4 upstream open reading frame protein. The transcript is spliced from 3 exons. The coding region runs from base 131 to 442 and encodes 103 amino acids. NCBI's taxonomy places the organism in Eukaryota, Metazoa, Chordata, Mammalia, Chiroptera, Vespertilionidae. The record is from RefSeq and is a predicted model, not a curated record.
AAUUUUAAGAAAGCGCCUCCAACCUUUCAAAAAAAAAAAAUGUCCCGGAAGUGCCUCCGCCCUCAGUAAUGAUGGGCACUUGGUUUGAGGGGGCGGGGCUGCGCCUGCGCAACAAGCUCCACGAGGGAAGAUGGCGGAUGACAAGGACUCUCUGCCUAAGCUUAAGGACCUGGCCUUUCUCAAGAACCAGCUAGAGCGCCUUCAGCAGCGUGUGGAAGACGAAGUAAGAAGUGGUGUGGGCCAGGAUGGCUCGCUCAUGUCCUCCCCAUUCCUCAAAGGCUUCCUGGCUGGCUACGUGGUGGCCAAACUGAGGGCAUCGGCGGUAUUGGGCUUCGCUGUGGGCACCUGCACUGGCAUUUAUGCAGCUCAGGCAUAUGCUGUGCCCAAUGUGGAGAAGACGAUAAGGGACUACCUGCGGUCGCUGCGAAAAGGGCCCGACUAG